This is a messenger RNA of Trichoderma gamsii, 420 nucleotides long. RefSeq lists its product as hypothetical. Bases 1 to 420 code for a protein of 139 amino acids. The record is from RefSeq and is a predicted model, not a curated record. NCBI's taxonomy places the organism in Eukaryota, Fungi, Ascomycota, Sordariomycetes, Hypocreales, Hypocreaceae. The transcript has a single exon.
AUGGCCUCUUUGGCCCUGAUCUUGUCUGGAUGGAAUGGUUGCGGAAAGGAGACUGGAGGCUGCUGGCUGCAUCAAAGGGGGCAGCCCCAAUUGCAUGUGCGCCAAAAGUACAAAAGUACAACAGCCAAAGGAGACGAAUCGCGCAGAGCACGUACACCGUGCCAGGACUACGAUUACAAGAAUGCGCAACUCGCUCGUAUUCUCAUACUUCCAAGCCCUAGCAUUAUCUACUCGGGGCUUGCCAUGUGCAAAGACGAAAGGCCAAUGUCAGCCGCCGCCCACAGCCCCCAGGGUGCCCGGCUGCUGCUGGUCUUAGGGCUGCUUCGUCGUGCCAUGAGUUAUACCGGGUGCUCUACGAGGAGUGCCGAUUCUCCCAACAGACUGACAGCAGCAGACGGCCUUGCCCCUGGAGCGUUUUGA